AAGCUGUCAGCACCGGUCCCAGCUAUUCUUCUUCUCUCUGUUGACGCUGACAGCGACGUAAAUUGGAGGUUUCCUCCUAUUCAAUUGGUUACCUCACCGGAACCCUGUGGGUCGUAUUCUUCCCUUAUCGAUCCGUUCCCCUAUCCCAAUUUUCCGCUGUAAAUCUAAUUGUAUAACUGCCAGUGUCGACAGGAAGAUGGGCCAAAUUUGAAUAAAUUAUCUGUGGGAAUGAUUGGGAAUUCCGGCUGCGUUGCAGCGGCGUCUCUUCCGGUUGUCUCCCGGUGUUGGAGUGAAAUGGAAACCCAGACUCGCCGUUGGAAGCGUGCUGCGCCGUCCCAGAUGGCAUUGGUUCUGACUGCUUGACACCAAUUCUGAGGCUAUCUACAAGUAAUAUGUGACGGCACCAUGGGCUUUGGAACUUUCAUAGCCUCACUCCGAGCCUCUUGGGUCGGCUACGCGUUAGUGCUGCUCCUAGCCUCCUCUCAAGCAUCGUGUGUCCUGAUCACGCAGCCCGUGCCCAGCACUGACAACACACAGGCAUGCGAGUCCAUCGAUGUGAACACAGGGCUGGUGGAGUACCGACCGUGCCAACCCAACGUGAUUGACAUGGCCAAGUUGACGGUGCCUAGAGUGGACCCGGCCAACAGUACAUGUGGAUUCCCCGUCAGUCAGUUCUGCACACUGGAGAUACCCACCAGCUGCGAUAUAUGCAACGCUCGCAUGAAAGGCCAGUCUCAUCCACCGAACUUCAUGACUGACAAAGAGAGGGGCGUGCCCACAUGGUGGCAGUCGGUAUCUUGGCUGGACUACCCCAACCCCAUGCAAAUCAAUGUCACCUUAUCUUGGAACAAGACGUUUGAAUUGACCAAUGACAUUGUGGUAAAGUUCCAGUCUGUCCGGCCGUACCAGAUGAUUAUUGAGAAAUCAAUGGACUACGGCAAGACGUGGAUGCCCAUGCAGUACUACGCUAGAAAAUGUAUGGACUCCUUCAACAAGAUGCCAGUGACAAGCAGCACGAUAUCCAGAAGGGACAUUGCCAAGGUGAUCUGUACCCAGGUUUACAGCGGCGCGAUGCCCAGACCAGAUGGAAGCGUGCGGCUGGAGAUUGAGGACAGGUUCAAUCGGUAUUUGAACUCUUUGAAGAACACAAACGACAUCUCAGUAGCACUGGAAAAUCACCAACAGCUCAGAGACUUUGUGACGUUAACUGAUCUGAGGAUACGGCUUUUUGGCACCAGCCACCCAACGGGGCUUACAGUAGGAGUACUACCAUGGGAGCUGCUCAAGUAUUAUUACGCUAUAUCUGACAUCCAAGUCAGGGGAAGGUGUAAGUGCAACCUUCAUGGCUCGGACUGCUUCAUGGUGAACGGUACCAUGACGUGUGACUGCAAACACAACACGGAGGGACCGGACUGCAGCAGGUGCAAAAAGCCGUAUGACACGCGAAAGUGGAAGGCGGGAACUUGGAAACCGCUACCCAGAGGAACAGCAAACGAGUGUAGGACCUGUCAGUGUAACGGCCACUCUGAACGCUGUCGUCUGAUCCAAGUGCUCGGCUACAUGGUGUGUAUUGGCUGUCUUCACAACACCAUGGGGAGGAACUGCGAACAAUGUUUGCCUGGCUUCUACAGGGACGUGACAAAGAAGAUCGUCGAUCCGGACGUGUGUGCUCCAUGUAACUGCAACCAAGUAGGAUCGAGGCACAACAAGUGUAAUGCCACAACUGGAGAAUGUAUCUGCAAAUCGUACACCAAAGGUCCGAAGUGCGACUCCUGCGUUAAAAACUACUACUGGACGGACAACCAAGGCUGCGUUCCUGCUAUCUGUAACAACGACACGCUAUCCUGUCAGAACAACGGAACCUGUGUGAGUUAUCAACGCUGUGACUGCCUGCCGGGUUUCGGGGGCAAGUUCUGUGAGAGACAACUGAAAUGCUAUACUGGAAUGUGUGCUCAAAGUGUUGGUGGUUCCUCCUCACUCCAGUCGAUGUACAGCGCUAUUCUGACUCUACUAGUAGCGGGGGUGACCACGUUCCUCGGCAUGGUAACAGAUUCACUCCCGUGGUCAUGACGAUAUCAUAUGGACUAAAAAUAGACCAAUUGAUCGUGGCCUCAUAGGUAGUAUGACGUCACGAGUCCUUUUGGUAGCUAGGAUGAACAUCGUCUGCAAAAAUGCACAGAGAAGAGCAGCACUGCGAGCUUGUCGCCGCUUCGAGCUUGAUGAAUAGUAGUGACACUUCAGGAAGAAGGCUGAAUGCAACGGGACUGCAAAUCACGAAAAUGGAGAAACUGCAGAGGACGAAUAUGAUCCGGAAAGUUCGUUCACCAAGCAAAUCGGCUUACUGUGACGUGAAGCAUCUCGUGCACAUACGGGCAAUUUCAUCUCCUUUCACCACGUCUUAGCAGCACGAUGGGCCACAAAAACUUGAUUGCAUCGAACGGAGAGGCGAAUUCGUCCAAAG
Branchiostoma floridae (Florida lancelet) is the source of this 2461-nucleotide messenger RNA. Its product is annotated as netrin-G2-like. The record is from RefSeq and is a predicted model, not a curated record. NCBI's taxonomy places the organism in Eukaryota, Metazoa, Chordata, Leptocardii, Amphioxiformes, Branchiostomatidae. The transcript is spliced from 7 exons. Bases 406 to 2070 code for a protein of 554 amino acids.